This is a messenger RNA of Trichosurus vulpecula (common brushtail), 2261 nucleotides long. It is a transcript of the gene EVI2B, whose product is annotated as ecotropic viral integration site 2B. Gene Ontology annotation, biological process: regulation of stem cell division; positive regulation of neutrophil differentiation. The coding region runs from base 383 to 1831 and encodes 482 amino acids. The record is from RefSeq and is a predicted model, not a curated record. The transcript has 3 exons. Lineage: Eukaryota; Metazoa; Chordata; Mammalia; Diprotodontia; Phalangeridae.
GAGACAAAGCCCACAUGCCUCCUUCUUCCUCAGGGCUGGCCCUAAAUAGCCCAUGAAGCCGGCAUGUCGAUUCACAGAGGUAUAAACGUCUGUCUAUCGGUGGAUCCCCAGGGCUCACAAGGUCUCAGGGGAGCGAGUGAGAGUGGGUGCUGAGUUCCAUGCAUAUCCGGUGCAAACACAGCUUUAGUCAUUCUUUUUGUGGCUCUCCACACGGCCUGAAGCAAUAGCUGCUUCACUUCCUCCUCCUUCUCAGGCCUCUCCACAGACCCCAUCUUAAACUGGGCUCAGCAAGGACUUCUGCUUUCUAUGUCCGUCCCUUGUUGACAAGAGAGGUGCGGCAGAGUGGAAAAAGAAUCGUCUUGUUAUGGUUUAGGCUUUUGAAAUGGAUCCCAAGCAUUUCAUCCUAAUGCUCUUCUGUGGCUACUUGACAAACACAAUUCUAACAGAGACACAAGCAUAUUCAACACUCUCCCCUCAGACAGUUACUCCUUUUAACUCAUCAGUGUCAGAUACAGCAGCUAAUUUUGGAAACGGAACAGAGAACCCUUUCAGUCAAGCAUCACCACUGAUCAACACUCCUUCAGGACAACAACCACCAUCACCCAUCUCCAGGUCCUCUGGGAAACCACCAACUUCACCUGUUCCUGGAUCCUCUGGGCAACUACCAGCAUCAACUGUUCCCACUUCCUCUGAACAACCACCAUUAUCAUUCAAACCCAAGUCUUCUGGUCAAACACCAGUGCCACCUGUCCCCAGGUCCUCCAGGCAACCAGUUGUCUUCAAUUCCACCCGGCAAUCACCAGGAUCACCUGUCCCCAGCUUCUCUAGGCCAUCACCAGGAUCAUCUAUCCCCAACUCCACCAGGCAGUCACCAGUGCCACCUGUCCCCAGGUCCUCCAGGCAGUCACCAGUAUCACCUGUUCCCAGCUCCACAAGGCAAAGACCUGUAACACCAGUCCGCAGCUCCUCCAAGAAGCCAUCAGCAUCACCCGGCCCCAACUCCACUAGGCGAUCAGCAUCAACAGCUGUUACUCCAGGAUUCCACCAAGGGAAUGACGAUCCCCCCACAACAAAACCUCAAAGUUUCACCGCCAAUUCAAUAGCUGCUGUGUUAAUUGGCGCAAUUCUAACUUUUAUGAUAGUCGCUAUAUUUAUGAUUGUACUCUGGAAAUGCUUUAGAAAACCAAUCCCCAAUGACCAAAACUGGGCUGGCCGGUCUCCCUUUGCCGAUGGAGAAACUCCUGAUAUGUGCAUGGACUACAGCAGAGAAAAUGGAAAAUCUAUAAAACGUUCGUCAAUUGUUUCACUUGAGAUCUGGAAACCAAACAAAAGCAUGCUCUUAACAGAUGAUUUGGAUGUUAAAUUGUUUGACUCAAGUGAAAAUCUUGAUGAAUGUCCUAAGUCGGACUUGGAGAAAAUGAAAACCCAACCAAAUGAGACAUCAGAGGAGAGUGCUGACAGAUCGACAGUUGGCACUGCUAUUUCUUCGUCAGAGGAGACGGAACUGACUCCAGCUCCUCCUCUUCUUGAUUUAGAUGGGCCAGAAAAUCAGAAGCCUGACUCAUCUAACUUACUUGAAAAUGAUUUCUCUCAUCUGCCACCUCCUCUAGACUGUCUCAACUCUGAGGAUGGGCAGACAAUUCCUCCUCUCUCUGACUCUUCCGAGCUGCCCCCUCCUCCAGAAGCUCUCCUCAAAGACCAGGAGGAACACAACUCAGAAGCUCACAAUGCGACUCCACUCACAUUAGAGACCCAGUUUCCUAUUCCUCCAGACUCUAGUCAACAAGCCUUGGAUGAAUCACUGCCACCACCACCUGCGGAAUUAUUGUAAAUGAUCACAGCUUGCUGAUGUGAAGACUUUUUGAAAAGAUUAGCUUUAUUUUUUCCUUUUCAAUGAUGGGAAAAAUGAACUGCCAUCCAACUUAAGACUUCCACUCGAUCUGCUUAAAACUCUUAAAUUCAUGUAAAUAUUAGAAAGUGCUUCCCCUGGAGUAGAAAUUCUUUUCUGGUACUUGAGGAUUUGCUGAGCUUGGCACAGUAUCUAACUGCUAAAUCUGAUAGCACAGAAAAUAUCUGCUUAAUGCUUAAAGUUAACAGCUAGCUCUCUGUUGAGGAGUUUUAUGGGAUAAUUGUCAUCUCUACAGUAAUAAAAGAGGGCCUGUAAUAACAAGGUGUUGUACUAAAUUUCUUAGAAGUUAUAAUCUACAACAUGGCAUCAUUUUCUAAGAUGUUUAUAUUCAUUUCUUCAAUUUAAUUAAAAC